CUCUAAACACUAAACAACCCCUCAAACACGUCCUUAAAAAGAGCCUCUUCCUCGCUAGUCACACCACAACUAGCUAGUUUAGUUACAAUGUUUUCCUCUACUGGUUCUUUUUUUUCUCUGUUCUUCUUUAGUUUUCUUCUUGUUUUGCUCCUAUCUUUCUAUCAAGUAAACUCGUCUUCUACACCCACCAAAAUUGGCAAAGGCUACCGUCUCAUUUCCAUCGAAGAGACCCCUGAUGGAGGCAUUGUAGGCAUCCUCCAAGUCAAGCAAAAUAACAAAAUCUACGGUCCUGAUAUCCCCCUCUUGCAGCUCUAUGUCAAGCAUGAAACACAGGAUCGUUUAAGGGUCCAUAUUACUGAUGCAGAGAAGCAGAGAUGGGAAGUGCCAUACAAUCUGUUACCAAGAGAGAAAGCACAAGCAUUGAAGCAAACAAUAGGGAGAUCAAGAAAGAACCCAAUAACUGUUCAGGAAUACUCAGGCUCUGAGCUAAUUUUUAGCUACAUAGCAGACCCUUUUAGUUUUGCAGUGAAGAGAAAAUCAAAUGGGCAGACCCUUUUCAAUUCAAGCUCUGACGGUUCAGGGUCAUUUGGUGAAAUGGUGUUUAAAGAUCAGUACUUGGAGAUAUCAACACAGUUGCCUAAAGAUGCUUCAUUGUACGGUCUUGGAGAGAACACACAGCCGCAUGGUAUUAAGCUGUACCCUGGAGUUCCAUACACCUUGUAUACAACUGAUAUCUCCGCCAUUAAUCUUAAUGCUGAUCUAUAUGGGUCCCAUCCGGUAUACAUGGAUCUCAGGAAGGUGAAGGGCCAAGCUUAUGCUCAUGCUGUUCUGUUGUUGAACAGCAAUGGCAUGGAUGUGUUCUAUAGAGGGACUUCUUUGACAUACAAGAUUAUUGGGGGUGUUUUUGACUUCUACUUCUUUUCUGGACCCAGUCCUCUUGCUGUUGUUGAUCAGUACACCGCUUUAAUUGGAAGACCAGCUCCAAUGCCUUACUGGGCUUUUGGUUUCCACCAAUGCAGAUGGGGUUACCAUAACCUGUCUGUGGUUGAAGAUGUUGUCGAGAACUACAAAAAGGCUCAGAUCCCACUUGAUGUCAUUUGGAAUGAUGACGAUCACAUGGAUGGCCACAAGGACUUCACCCUCAACCUUGUCAACUAUCCUCGUCCAAAACUUUUGGCUUUCCUAGAGAAGAUACACAGCAUUGGCAUGAAGUAUAUUGUAAUUAUUGAUCCUGGAAUUGGUGUUAAUUCUAGUUACGGUGUGUACCAAAGAGGCAUUGCCAAUGAUGUAUUUAUCAAGUAUGAGGGUGAGCCCUACUUAGCUCAAGUUUGGCCAGGAGCUGUCAACUUUCCUGACUUUCUCAAUCCAAAAACAGUAGACUGGUGGGGUGAUGAAGUUCGUCGGUUCCAUGAACUUGUCCCUGUUGAUGGUCUUUGGAUUGACAUGAAUGAAGCUUCAAAUUUUUGUUCUGGACUGUGCAAAAUCCCAAAGGGCAAGCAGUGUCCAAGUGGAACUGGACCUGGUUGGGUCUGCUGCUUGGAUUGCAAAAACAUAACAAAAACAAGAUGGGAUGAUCCACCUUACAAGAUAAAUGCUUCAGGAUUGCAGGUUCCAAUAGGGUACAAAACCAUAGCAACCAGUGCUGUUCACUACAAUGGUGUUUUGGAGUAUGAUGCUCAUAGCCUCUAUGGAUUCUCUCAGGCCAUUGCUACUCACAAGGCCCUGCAAGGUCUUGAAGGCAAGAGGCCAUUUAUAUUAUCACGCUCCACUUAUGUUGGAUCAGGCAAAUAUGCUGCUCACUGGACCGGUGAUAAUAAAGGCACUUGGGAGGAUUUGAAAUAUUCCAUUUCUACUAUGAUAAAUUUUGGUAUUUUUGGGGUACCAAUGGUUGGUUCAGAUAUAUGUGGGUUUUAUCCUGCACCCACUGAAGAGCUUUGCAACAGGUGGAUUGAGGUGGGCGCUUUCUAUCCCUUCUCAAGGGAUCAUGCGAACUUCUAUUCCCCAAGGCAGGAGCUUUAUCAAUGGGAUUCAGUAGCUGAGUCUGCUAGAAAUGCACUUGGUAUGAGGUACAAGAUUCUUCCAUAUCUCUACACACUGAGCUAUGAGGCUCAUACGACAGGAGCCCCAAUUGCUAGACCACUUUUCUUCUCCUUCCCAGAUUACACUGAGUGUUACGGGUUGAGCACCCAGUUCUUGCUCGGAAGUAGCCUCAUGAUAUCUCCGGUGCUUGAGCAAGGGAAAUCACAGGUUAAAGCACUCUUUCCUCCUGGUAGUUGGUACAACUUAUUCGAUAUGACACAGGCCAUUACAUCGGAAGGAGGGCAGUAUGUCACUCUUGAUGCACCCUUGCAUGUUGUUAAUGUGCAUUUGCAUCAGAACACAAUCCUACCCAUGCAGCAGGGUGGAAUGAUCUCUAAGGAAGCCAGAAUGACACCUUUUGCCCUUGUAGUGACCUUCCCUGCAGGGGCUAGUGAUGGAAAAGCUGCUGGGAAACUUUUCCUUGAUGACGACGAGCUCCCGGAAAUGAAACUGGCAAGCGGAUCGGCAACAUAUGUCGAUUUCUAUGCAACCUUAAGUCAAGGAACUGUGAAAUUGUGGUCAGAAGUUCAGGAAAGCAAGUUUGCUUUAGAUAAGGGUUGGAAAAUCAGUAAGGUAGCAGUGUUGGGAUUAGGUAGAAGCGGGGCACCAUCAGCACUGGAGUUUGAUGGGAAGCCGGUAACCGCUGCUUCAAACAUCGAGUUGACCUCAUUGGAGCAGAAAUAUCUUGAGGACCUCCAAGUUGGCAGUGAAAAGAAGAGUAGUGUGAUGGUAGAAGUUAAUGGCUUGGAAAUUCCUGUUGGCAAAAACUUUGCCAUGUCCUGGAAAAUGGGGAUCAGCGGUUGAGCUUUGAGAAGGCUCAUUACUUCUAUUUCAGAUUAUGUAUUGAGAUUGUUGAUGCAUUUGAUGUUUGUUGUCAGGGUUCUUACGGAGAAGAGAUGAGCUAAAAUAUGUUCAUCCUUUUCUAUCCAAAGCAAUUAAAGAGUCUCUAGAUUUCACUGCUUUCUUAAUAAGCGCAUUCUCAUUGAUAUUGUAGUUUAAAAUGCAGCUAUGCAAUGUCAAGUUCCUGGAGUAAUUCUAUAACAUUAUGAAGUAUUCUUGUGCUAUCA
Messenger RNA from Populus trichocarpa (black cottonwood), 3146 nucleotides. RefSeq names its product alpha-xylosidase 1. Gene Ontology annotation, biological process: carbohydrate metabolic process. The record is from RefSeq and is a predicted model, not a curated record. The transcript has 3 exons. Gene Ontology annotation, molecular function: carbohydrate binding; hydrolase activity, hydrolyzing O-glycosyl compounds. The coding region runs from base 88 to 2883 and encodes 931 amino acids. Lineage: Eukaryota; Viridiplantae; Streptophyta; Magnoliopsida; Malpighiales; Salicaceae.